UUGUUGGAGAUUCGUCUGUGAAUAUCUGCCGUAUCUUCGAGAACGAUUGACCCACCUUUCGAGUAUUUUUAAUUCUUGUCGAAGAAUUGCGUUCAACGAACCAGUAGCUGAAACUUCGAGAGAUCGCUUUCAAGGUUCGAGGUAAAAAUGGAGGACAACAGUCGAGGCGAGAGUUUGUGCAAAGUCUGCGGCGACAAGGCUUCUGGGAAACAUUACGGUGUACCGAGUUGCGACGGGUGUCGCGGAUUCUUCAAGCGGUCGAUCCGCAGGUAUGCAAGGAACUUGGACUACGUGUGCAAGGAAAACGGUCGUUGCAUCGUGGACGUUUCGCGGCGAAAUCAGUGCCAGGCAUGUCGUUUCACCAAGUGCCUCCAGGUUAACAUGAAACGAGAUGCGGUUCAACACGAAAGGGCUCCACGAAACACCUCGUCGUUGGUGGCGGCAGCGAGGAGAGGUCCUGCAGGUCUCUACUCCGGAAUCUCGCACGUUUACCAUGCAGCGAGCAAUCCUUAUCAUCCCCUUCUGUAUCCUGCGCUGUUCCCUUUCAAGCCAACGGUGCCAGCAUUCACGCCAUCGGUUGCACACUUUUUGCCACGGUCGCCAACAGAACCAAUAACAGUGACCGCCGCCAAGGAGGACGAAGUUACGAGCUCCGAGGAAGCUGGAAUGUUGGACAGUAGGAUUGAAACAAAGGAGGAACUAGUGAGCACUCGAUUAGCACCACCGAUCGUCAACUCCGCGUCCUCGGAGUAUAUCACCAAUUUCUCGAUUUUACCCACGGAAAAUAUCUAUGAAUUCGCCGCAAAGUUACUUUUCUUUGCUGUCAGAUGGGCGAGAAGCAUUCAUUCUUUCUUACAAUUGCCAUACAGAGACCAGACGAUUCUACUGGAGGAGUCCUGGAGCGAGCUUUUCGUGCUGACAGCGGCGCAGUGGAAUUUCCCUGUCGAGGAAACCACUUUAGUACCCAGCGACUUGUCGCCAGACAGGAAGGAAGUGCUCGUCGACGAGGUGAGAAGGUUGAAGGAGUUAUUGGGAAAAUGCGCCCUCCUCAGGGUCGAUCACUCGGAGUACGCCUGCCUCAAGGCUAUCGUUCUCUUCAAAGGAGAAUCUCGAGGGCUCUGCGAUCGAGUAAGGGUAACAACCCUUCAAGAGCAAACGGUGGCCGUGUUCUGCGAAAGGGAUGCUCGUAGGGUUGGGCGUCUGUUGCUGCUGUUACCCCCAGCGCGUGCACUCUGUCGAUCAACCCUGCAAGAAUUGCUAUUCAAACCAACUGUAGGUGAUGUCAGUGUGGAACGAUUGCUGGGCGACAUGGUCAGCGCCCUGAGGCCGACAUAACGCGACUUAUAGUCGAUUCCUGCUCUAUCCAUACGAGGUUCAUCCAGUGAACGAGCAAUUUUUCCUCAAAAAAUGUUCCAAACGCGCAAUUGAAAUACUUUCCUCGAGCGUACGAUUCCUUCCA
This is a messenger RNA of Hylaeus volcanicus, 1459 nucleotides long. Its product is annotated as protein dissatisfaction-like. Gene Ontology annotation, molecular function: zinc ion binding; RNA polymerase II cis-regulatory region sequence-specific DNA binding; nuclear receptor activity. Gene Ontology annotation, biological process: cell differentiation; regulation of transcription by RNA polymerase II; anatomical structure development. Bases 148 to 1335 code for a protein of 395 amino acids. Lineage: Eukaryota; Metazoa; Arthropoda; Insecta; Hymenoptera; Colletidae. The transcript is spliced from 8 exons. The record is from RefSeq and is a predicted model, not a curated record.